AUGAUGGCCAUACCACCACCGUUGACAACAUACGAUAACGAUAUCGAUAUUCUCUUAAGUCAAAUGACUGAUGAAGACAAAAUUGGUCAAAUGACUCAAAUAGCAAUUGAUCUAAUACUUAAAGAUCCAAGUAAACCGUGGAAUGAAAUUGAAGUCGAUCCAGUUAAAUUGAAAACAGCCAUUCAAAAUUAUAAGAUCGGUUCAAUAUUUAGUGUGGCUGCUACUGGUGCAUAUAGUCUUGAACAAUGGCACGAUAUCAUUGGAAAAAUUCAAGAUGAAUCAUCGAAAACAUCAUUGAAAAUUCCAGUUUUGUACGGUAUUGAUUCGAUUCAUGGUGCUAAUUUCGUUCGAAAUUCUGUCCUAUUUCCACAAGCAAUUGCUCUAGCUGCAACAUUUAAUACGACUAUGGUACGUGAAAUCGGUAAAAUUGUCGCACGUCAAACACGUGCUGCUGGAAUUCCGUGGGUUUUUCAUCCUCAAGUCGAUAUUGGUCGGCAAAAAUUAUGGCCUCGAUUGUGGGAAACCUAUGGCGAAGAUGUAAAACUUGUUAAAGAUAUGGGUCGUGCGUAUACAGAAAGUAUGCAAGGUGAUGAUCUGAAAUCGCUCGUGACAGUGGCUGCUUGCUUGAAAAGUUUUGUUGGCUAUAGUCAUCCACAAUCAGGUCGCGAUCGAACACCUGCAUGGAUUGAUGAACGUCAAAUGCAAGAAUAUUUCUUACCACCAUUUGAGGAAAGUAUUCGAGCUGGUGCUGUUUCAGUAAUGAUUAAUCCUGGAGAUGUGAAUGGUAUACCUGGUCAUGCCAAUUAUCAUUUAAUGACGGAAAUUCUCAAAGAAAAAUAUCAAUUUGAAGGAUUUGCACUUUCCGAUUGGGAAGAUAUCAUACGACUUCAUACUGUUUAUCAUACUGCUGAUACACCUAAAGAAGCUGUUCGUCAGGCGAUCAUGGCUGGAGUUGAUAUGAGUAUGGUUCCUUUAGAUUUUUCAUUCUUUGAUCUUGCACUCGAAGGUAUCAAAGAUGGUUCAAUAUCAAUAUCUCGAAUAGACGAUGCCGUACGACGUAUACUUCGAGUAAAAUAUGCACUAGGUCUUUUUGAUGGAAGAAAUGCUUGGCCUGAUAUUUCAACAAUCAAUACUUUUAGCAAUCAGAUAUUCGAUCAAAUUAAUCUUCAAGCAGCACAUGAAGUGAUUACAUUACUCAAGAAUGAUAACAACACAUUGCCUUUAAUAGAAGCUAAGAUCACUUCGGACACCAAAUUAUUGAUUACUGGUCCUACGGCGGAUGUACUAACUUCACUCAAUGGUGGAUGGUCAUAUACAUGGCAAGGAAAUGAUCAAUCAAUCUAUCCAACUAAUUUUACAAAUAAGACAAUUCUUGAAUCGAUCAAACGAUAUCUGGGUACAUCAAAGGUUGAAUAUAUCAAUAGUACAACAUUCGAUCAGAUAGUUGAUAUGAGUAAAGUUCUGGAUGCAUCUGUAAAUGCUAGUUAUAUCUUGGUAUGUCUUGGAGAACAGGCGUAUACCGAAACACCAGGCAAUAUUAAUGAUUUGAUAUUGGACGACGCUCAGUUACAAUUAGUUGAACAGUUGCACAAUCGAACAGAUAAACCAAUCAUUACAAUAUUGGUUGAAGGUCGACCAAGAAUCAUACGUCGUAUUGUUGAAUUAUCUUCAGCUAUUGUUAUGAUGUACUUACCAGGCAUGGAAGGUGGUCAAGCUCUUGUCGAUGUUCUCUUUGGGAAAUAUAAUCCAAGUGGACGUUUACCGAUCACUUAUCCAAAAUACAACCACCAUCUAUCAACCUACGAUUAUCAAUGGUGUGAAACUUCUCUUGGCAAUAAUAUUGAUGUUGAAUUUGAAUUUGGCCAUGGAUUGAGUUACACAACAUUUGUUUAUGAAAAUCUAGUCCUUUCACCUUCACCUAUACUUCUAUGGGAUGAACAACUUUCGAUUAGCAUAGUCGUACGCAAUACUGGUUCAGUCAUUGGCGAUCAUACAGUGCUUCUAUUCAUAAGUGAUCUUUAUCGUUCGGUAACACCACCUAAUAAAGAAUUGAAAGAUGAAGCAACUUUUAUACGUGACACCAACCUUACCUUAGAUGGUAAAGUUAUAUUUACCGGGAAUUCAUCUACACCCAUUGAGCCAGAUGCAAUAUUAACAAUAGAAUUACAAGGCAGAUCACAUGUUGGUGCGCAAGCAAAAGUUAUUACAAGCGGAGCCGGUCGAAUUACUGCAUUCCCAGUACAAUUCAGAUUAAAUUAUUACUUAAGCCAAAUUGAUGUCAGACAUAUAUAUUCAUUACAUGCUAUUAUUAGAAAUAAAAAUAAUGAAUUAUUAUAUAUGAGUGAUGAUCAUAUCAUUACAGUGCCACUUAGUACCGAUAAACACACAUCAAUCGUAAUUCCUGUUAAACUUAUCAAACAGAAAAUAUCUGUGUCUAAUAAACAUGAAUGGCCCGAAUUAAUUUGUAGAAGUGGCCAAGAUGCAGUUGACAUUAUUAAACGAGAAACAGGCAAUAUUCUGAUAUAG
This is a messenger RNA of Rotaria sordida, 2526 nucleotides long. The record is from the annotation of a GenBank genome assembly. Lineage: Eukaryota; Metazoa; Rotifera; Eurotatoria; Philodinida; Philodinidae.